Messenger RNA from Charadrius vociferus (killdeer), 966 nucleotides. RefSeq names its product CKLF-like MARVEL transmembrane domain containing 7 (gene CMTM7). The transcript has 5 exons. The record is from RefSeq and is a predicted model, not a curated record. Lineage: Eukaryota; Metazoa; Chordata; Aves; Charadriiformes; Charadriidae. Bases 1 to 966 code for a protein of 321 amino acids. Gene Ontology annotation, cellular component: membrane.
AUGAAUCAGAAGGUUUGGGGGGGUUUCUUGGUUUUCUGGGGUUGGGUUGGGGUUUUUUUGGUGAGGAUAAGUGUUGCGGGGGAAGACGCUGUCUGCAGCCGUACCUCUCCACUGCGAAGCACUGGAGCAGUCUUUCCCUCCAAGAACAUUGCCGGCAAACUUGGAGAGGCCGAGGGGGUCUUUUACCGUUCGAGUAAAGCUCCUGACCGCUGCGGGGGUCAGUGGGGAGCCCUUCCCCCUCCUCCCGGACCCGACGACGUACAGCCGAGGCGUCCCUCUCCCGCCUUGGGAAUGUUCUCUUCGGCCUCAGCUUUCGAAGCACUGGAGCAGUCUUUCCCUCCAAGAACAUUGCCGGCAAACUUGGAGAGGCCGAGGGGGUCUUUUACCGUUCGAGUAAAGCUCCUGACCGCUGCGGGGGUCAGUGGGGAGCCCUUCCCCCUCCUCCCGGACCCGACGACGUACAGCCGAGGCGUCCCUCUCCCGCCUUGGGAAUGUUCUCUUCGGCCUCAGCUUUCACGGAACCCAGCUGCAAAAGGGGGACCGGCCGGGCUGCGGCUGCCCGUUCGCAAAGAUGCGGAGAGGUUUAACAGACGGAUCUCUCUACUGGUUGGAUUCAUCAGUGUAAAUAAUUAUCCGUGGACGGAUAACAGUGCAUACAGCUACUUUCAGAUAGUCACCAUGUGCGACUUGGUUAUGAUUUUAUUCUUCUACAUUAUCCACAUUUUCAGAAUCUACAGGAAGCUCACUUGCGUUAGCUGGCCACUGGCGGAGUUUCUUCAUUAUUUAAUUGGUACAAUUCUGCUUCUUAUUGCAUCGAUUGUAGCAGCAUCCAAGAGUUACAAUUUGAGUGGACUUGUGGUUGGAGCGACUUUCGGGUUCCUAGCUACGAUCCUUUGUGUUUUAAGCAUAUGGUCAUCCUACAAGGUUUCGUGCAUCACGCAGUCAACAAGUAAGUAUCAUGCUUAG